This is a messenger RNA of Solea senegalensis (Senegalese sole), 1332 nucleotides long. It is a transcript of the gene ccndx, whose product is annotated as cyclin Dx. Gene Ontology annotation, cellular component: cyclin-dependent protein kinase holoenzyme complex; cytoplasm; nucleus. Gene Ontology annotation, molecular function: cyclin-dependent protein serine/threonine kinase regulator activity. Gene Ontology annotation, biological process: mitotic cell cycle phase transition; positive regulation of G1/S transition of mitotic cell cycle; regulation of cyclin-dependent protein serine/threonine kinase activity. The record is from RefSeq and is a predicted model, not a curated record. The coding region runs from base 112 to 1101 and encodes 329 amino acids. The transcript has 4 exons. Lineage: Eukaryota; Metazoa; Chordata; Actinopteri; Pleuronectiformes; Soleidae.
CGGGGACACACUCUGGUCUCAGCUUCCACAGGAGAGGACAGCGUCCCGGCACGAGCGAGCGUCAACGACAGAAAAAAGGCCCCCACAUUUGGACAUUUGACUCAUCGGGACAUGCACAUGGACGGAGACGUGGCCGUGUCUCUGUGGUGUGAGGAGGUGGAGGACGAGCAGAGUCGGGAGCAGGGCCGCACGCAUCAGGGCGAUGUCCUCAGGGCGUCCCCCCCGCUGCUGCGGGCAGCGUGGGACCCCACAGUGUCGGGACAGCGUGUCGUCCAGAGGCUGCUCCACGUGGAGGAGAGGUAUACGCCGUCCGCGCUCUACGUCGCCCUCGUCCAGAGAGAGCCGGCGCGCAGGGAGGAGCUCGCCAAGUGGGCGCUGGAGGUCUGCUGUGAGUGCGGCUGCGACGAGGCCGUCUUCCCGCUGUCCGUGUCUCUGAUGGACAGGUUCCUGUCCGCCUCGCUGUCCCUGCCCGUGUCCCCGUACUGUCUGGUCGCCGGCUGCGUCCUCAUCGCGUCCAAACUGGCAGAGUGCGACAACGUCAGCGCCGACACUCUGUGCGCCGCCGCAGAGUACGACUUCACGCCCUCGACCCUGCGGGAGAUGGAACGCGUCGUCCUCGCCACCCUCAGGUGGGACACAGCGGCGGUGACGCCUCAGGACUUCCUCCCUCACUUCCUGUCCUCUGUGGAGCAGCAAAGAGGAGGAAGAGGAGGAGACAGCGGUGAGGACGAGGACGAGGAGGAGCUUCUGUCCACCCUCAGGAGACACAGUGACACUCUGGCUGCCAUGUGUGUGUGUGACUCUCGCUUCCUGGGAGCUCCGCCCUCUCUCGUCGCCGCCGCAUCACUCAACUGUGCACUGAGGGGCCUCAGCAGCAGCAGGGGCCACAGGGACCCCGCUCAGCUGACUCUUCUGAGGGACCAACUGGCAGAGCUGUGUCACACUGACCCGCUCGUCCUGCAGUCUUACAGUGACAUGAUCGAGUGCGGCCUCAGGCAGCGGCUGAACAGUGGCAUUCAACAGAGACAUGCGGACAAGGAUGAGGACGUGGAGGACGAGCGCGCCGGGACGCCCACAGACAUGAGAGACAUUGAUUUCUGAAUCAAAAGUGUGAAUCAAUCAAAAAGCUUCACGUUCAUCAGUCAAACUGAUAUAAAUUGAAAAAUGACCUCAAAAAUGCUCAGCCGUGGUUUGACAUGUUUUAAAAUUAUUAUUAUUAUUAUUGAGUGUUUCUAUUAAUUUAUUUCAACUUUAUUUAUUCCUCAACUACGUGUUUUCCAUGUGCCAUAUUUUUAUUAUUAUCUAUUUUCUAUUUGUUAUUUUAUUCUAGGA